Molecule: messenger RNA, 3374 nt
Organism: Cottoperca gobio
Lineage: Eukaryota; Metazoa; Chordata; Actinopteri; Perciformes; Bovichtidae
Gene: pax3b
Product: paired box 3b
Exons: 9
Coding region: 321-1799 (492 amino acids)
Biological process (GO): regulation of transcription by RNA polymerase II; anatomical structure development
Molecular function (GO): RNA polymerase II cis-regulatory region sequence-specific DNA binding; DNA-binding transcription factor activity, RNA polymerase II-specific
Source: RefSeq, a predicted model, not a curated record
ACAACAACAACAACAAUAUUUUCGUCCUCCUUAGCAGACAUAUUUACAAGAACUCCACUUCUGGCGAAUAAACCCGAGGAAACUGAGAAACUAACUCUUUUUAACAUCCCAAAAGAUCCUUCUUCUUGUCGUCACAUCUGACUCCUGUCCCGGGACCCUGGUGCUCGGCUGCGGCCCGGCGGCGGCUAACAACAGAGGCUAACUUCCAGGAAAGCUUCGUCGCAGGCGAUUUCAACCUCGACCUGCUGCUGCAAACACGGUGCUGGAGCAGCAGCCUCCCCGUUAGGAGGAGGUAUACCGUCACCGGGGAGCUGGAGGUAAUGACUGCGUUGGCGGGGUCAAUACCCAGGAUGAUGCGACCUACGCUGGCUCAGAACUACCCCCGCAGUGGCUUCCCCCUGGAAGUUUCUACCCCGUUGGGUCAAGGCCGUGUGAACCAGCUCGGAGGAGUGUUCAUCAACGGCAGACCUUUGCCCAACCACAUCCGACACAAGAUCGUGGAGAUGGCGCAUCACGGCGUCCGGCCGUGUGUCAUCUCCCGGCAGCUCCGGGUCUCCCACGGCUGCGUGUCCAAAAUCCUGUGCCGGUACCAGGAGACCGGCUCCAUCAGACCCGGGGCCAUCGGGGGAAGCAAACCCAAGCAGGGGACCACGCCGGACGUAGAGAAGAGAAUAGAAGAAUACAAGCGGGAAAACCCGGGUAUGUUUAGCUGGGAGAUUCGGGAUAAAUUACUGAAGGAUGGGAUAUGUGACCGCAACAACGUUCCUUCAGUGAGCUCCAUCAGCCGCACGAUGCGCAGUAAGUUCGGGGGGAAAGGCGACGAAGAGGAGGAUGAAGAGGAAAUGGAGAGGAAAGAGUUGGAGGAGAGCGACCGGAGGGCCAAACACAGCAUCGAAGGCAUCUUAGGAGACAGAUCGAGUCACUCAGAUGAGGGUUCGGAAGUGGAGUCAGAGCCCGAUCUGCCGCUGAAGAGGAAGCAGCGGCGCAGUCGCACCACCUUCACGGCAGAGCAGCUGGAGGAGCUGGAGAGGGCCUUCGAGAGGACACACUACCCCGACAUCUACACCAGGGAGGAGCUCGCACAGAGGGCCAAACUCACCGAGGCCCGGGUCCAGGUUUGGUUCAGCAACAGGCGGGCGAGGUGGAGGAAGCAGGCAGGAGCCAGUCAGCUGAUGGCUUUCAACCACCUGAUCCCGGGGGGGUUCCCACCUUCAGCCAUGUCCAGCAUCCCCCCCUACCAGCUCUCUGACAGCUCCUACGCCCCCUCAUCUAUAGCACAAGUGUCGGAGCCCCCCAGCACGGUGCAUCGGCCCCAGCCUCUCCCUCCCUCCUCGGGCCACCAAGGCUCCGGUGGCGGAGGGCAGGUAGAAGGAGGCUCGCCUUACUGCCUCGCCUCCGGACGACACUCCUUCUCAGGCUACUCGGACGGCUUUGUGAGCGCCGGAGGACCGUCCAAUCCCAUGAACCCCGCCUUAGGAAACGGACUCUCUCCACAGGUGAUGGGUCUGCUGAACCCGGGCGGCGUGCCACAUCAGCCCCAAAGCGACUACGCCAUCUCCCCUCUGACGGGUGGCCUCGAACCCCCUGCCGGCAUGGCCGCCAGCUGCAGCCAGCGCAUGGAUCACAUCAAGGGCCUGGAGGGUCUCACCAGCGUUCCCUCCAUGGCGGCUCUGCCCUCCCUGCCCAGCUCCCAGUCCUACUGCCCCCCCUCCUACAGCUCACCGGGCUACACCGUCGACCACGUGGCGUCCUACCAGUACGGCCAGUACGGACAAAGUAAGGUGCCCUUUCUUAUCUGAGGCCUGAAAUCACCUGAUCCGCAGCGUCGGACGUCACACAGGGACAUUUAUGUGUACAGCCACGGACAUCUUUUCAUAUCUGGACCAAAAUCUAUUUUGCUAGCAUUUACCAGGACAUAUUCUCUGCUGCAGGACAUUAUGUUAUUCAUUCAAUGGACAAAAAAAAUAAAAGGGACCACAAGAAGGAAUAUCAGACCAAAAACGUUUGAUUGAAUUUGAACAAAAACUGUUGAUUGACGGCAGAGACGCCAGCGCUUAAUGAGGUUGGUGUUCUCCGACCGGCUAACCGUGCCGUGACGAGGCACAUUCCACCGCCGACUCCAGGGGACCAAACACCACGCGUGGACUCGGCCUGUGGGGUCUUUGUGAGGACAGCAAACCCAAAUGUCUUCGUCAUAAUCUGCCAUCCUUUGAGGCGAUGCUUGAAGGAUUAUGUUUACAUAUUUUAGAGCCACGUGUAUAAAAUUCCAUGUAUCCCCAAUUUAAUCCCCAAAUUGUAUCUGCUGAACGGGGAAAGGAAAAGGGCUUUGUUGAUUUUUCUUUUUGCAUUUAUUUGAGUUUUCCUCAUCCCACACAUGGAGAGCAUUUGGAGACAGAAGAAACCCAAACGUGAGCAAUCAGAAAGCUCUAAUGUACGCCACAGCUGUACCGCUAACAUCGCUCCUCCCCCUCUGUCUCCCCCUCUGUCUCCCCCUCCUCUCGCCUUUCUGUCUCACUCCUUCUAUCUCAUUGAUGUUUCGGACGGUGAAGCAUGGAUCCCGGCCUUUUGUAGUUUCCGAGAGGAACUCGGAGGAGGUCAAGGGGUGACUUUAGGGAAAGUGACAGAUGAGAGAGCAGUAGAGGAGGGCGGCGGAAGAUUGGCUUUAAAGGAAGGCAGUGGGGGGGGGAUAGGCAAGAUCGAUCACAGGGUUAAAAAGCCUUUAAAGAUCCUCUCCUGGACAGAACGAGCCACCAGGUCACAAGUCACGACUGAGAGACACUUGAGAAAGAGAGUUUAGACUGACGACAGCCAUUCUCCCAGCUGACCAGAAGUGCAAUAUCAUGUAUCUGAGAGUCGAGCUCAUCGUUAAAACAACAAUAAAACAAGAAACGUGCCGCUUAAAGUCUUACCAAACACUUUAACUCUCUGGCUCAGGUUUGGGACUUUGCAGAGGAACAUGUGACUUUGUGUCUUUACACAUUCGUGAGGACUUAAGUCAGAGUAUCAUGAGAGCAAAGCACGAAGCGAAGGAAGGCCAACGCAAACAGGAAGACACCAGGAUGACGAAGCCAAAACUCAACUUUCUUUUUCUUUGUGUUGCUCGGGAACUUUUUUAACUUGUUUCCAUUUUGCAGACGAAUGAAAACAUUGAUUCGGUUUGUAACUGACAUAUUUAUUGUCUCAAAUGUUCUGUGUCGUUGUAAAACUUCCCACAAUGUACAAGUGAGUGGCAAUACCCCCCCCGUCAGAACAGCUUGUUCUGAGCGUCUGUUAGAAGCUUUUCAUUCCUUUGGUAUAUUUUUUCUAUUAUUUGACAAAGCGAUGUGACAUAACGUCACGUGUACAAGCGCAUUAUCACUACUAUUUAUAAUGAA